AGCAAGGCAUCACGGUGCAACUUUGUGCGAAUUAAUCCACUCUUGGAAAAUCAGUGUUUCCUCUUCUCACGCUUCCACGACUCUUUUGGUGGACUUGGUAAUUGCCAAGCUGUCUUCCGCUUCUCAGUACAAAGCGUGUACUUAUAUCUAAGAUUGGAUUUUUCACUUACGGCCGGCAAAAAUAUGGUUUUGGCAAUUCUGAUCCCAGAAUGGUCUUUUUUGACCAUUUUUCUAUCGAUCUGUAUGGUCACGCUCUCGGUGCCAUUGAUGAUACGGAGGACUAAGUUUUUGUAUGCCUUAAAGAACGUGCCACAUCCCUCAGCGUUGCCGAUUGUCGGUAACGCUUAUCAACUUAACUGCACACAAGAAGGAUUCUUUCAGAAGUUAAUAAAAUGGGCUAACAAGUUUGGUGAUAUUUAUCUGGUCUGGGUUGGCAUGCGGCCUUUCAUCUUUCUUUAUCGAGUAGAAUCAGUGCAACCUCUACUCAGCAGCAGCGUACAUAUUGAUAAAAGUCUAGAGUACCAAUACUUGAAGCCUUGGUUAGGUACGGGACUGGUAACCAGUUCUGGUGAGAAAUGGCACGUUCGCAGGAAGCUGCUGACGCCCACCUUCCAUAGCGGCCUCCUGGAGACGUAUUUAAAAACUAUAAAAGAAGAGACGAAUGUUCUAAUUUCCUGCCUUGAAAAAGAAGUAGACAAAUGGUUUAACAUUGUUCCGUUUGCGAAACGCGUCGCUCUUGAUAUUAUAUGUGAUACUGCGAUGGGUUACAAACUUAACUCGCAAAAGAACUUGACAAAGUUGAAAGUUGACUACGUCGAGGCUGUAGAUAAGGUUGCAUCUAUUGUGCAAAUGCGUUUCACAAAUGUAUGGUUAUCAUUUGAUUCAAUUUUCAAGUUAACUAAGUCAGGCAAAGAGCACGAUCAUUCAAUUCAAAUUAUACAGGAAUUUGUCAGCAAGGUAAUUGUAAAAAGAAAAGCCGAAUGGAAAAGCGAUGCCAACUUCAACAAUUCAAAGAAAAAGAGACAGGCCCUACUAGAUUUAUUAUUACAAAUAUCACAAAAUGGCACUAUCCUUUCGGAUGAAGACAUUUAUGAAGAAGUAAAUACUUUUAUGUACGCUGGACAUGAUACGCUGGCCACCAGCAUAUCAUGGACACUUUACGCGCUAGGACGAAACCCCGAAUACCAGCAAAAAAUUUUAGAGGAAUACAAUGAUAUGAUGAUGGACACGGAUGAAAUUACAUUGGAGAAUAUACACAAAUUAACAUGGUUGGAAGCUUGCAUCAAGGAACAAUGGAGAUUAUACCCUGUGACUCCACUUAUAGCAAGACAAAUUUACAAACCAAUUGAAAUAAUGAGCAAUCAAAUUCCACCAGGCUCAACAGUUCUCAUCAACUCUUAUUUAUUACACCGUGACGAUCGUUUCUUCCCAGAGCCGCACAUUUAUCGUCCGGAACGAUUCUUGCCCGAUGGUCCUAAAUUACCUCCUUACGCUUUCAUACCCUUUAGCGCUGGCUCGCGCAACUGCAUCGGCUGGAAAUUUGCCACAUUAGUGGUUAAAAUAGCCAUCUUAUCUGUGCUGAAAGCUUUCCAUGUGGAAGCUCUCGAUAAAGAGGAUGAAUUGCGUUUUAUAUCGGAAUUGGUGUUAGUCAACGCAAACGGACUUCGUCUUAAACUUACACCGCGUUAAAACAUUGCGAAUAUUCUUCUCUUCUUUUCUCUCCGUACUACGGAAAAAAAUCAAUGCUGAAAAGAGUUCCUUAGUGCUUAAUUAAAUUUCUCUUUUCUGUAAUCAAACAAAUGUUUCGAAGCAUUUGUAGCGCCAAGUAGACACUGC
Molecule: messenger RNA, 1836 nt
Organism: Atta colombica
Lineage: Eukaryota; Metazoa; Arthropoda; Insecta; Hymenoptera; Formicidae
Product: cytochrome P450 4c3-like
Exons: 9
Coding region: 184-1689 (501 amino acids)
Molecular function (GO): oxidoreductase activity, acting on paired donors, with incorporation or reduction of molecular oxygen; iron ion binding; heme binding
Source: RefSeq, a predicted model, not a curated record